ACGGUGAUCAAAAGUGCUAGGAGCACUACCUACCUAAAUACUUUAUUUUUCACUUCUAAUUUAAUCAUAAUGUCGUAAACAAAUUUUGUUUUGGUUUGGUUUGAAAGGAUUUCACGGCGAAAAGCUUGUGAAUAUUUCGACUUAUGAAAUAUGUGCCAUAACUACAAAAGAUAAAAUGCCUCGAGAUAUUUUGAGCGACAGUGUAGCUGUUCUCAGCAUUGUAGAGCAUGAAGAUGAGGAAAACUGGCCUCUCGAGGACAAGGGGUCAUGUAAACCGAUAAACAAGAAGUCCCCUGCUGCCGUUACUAACAGCAAAAAAAGUUUCACUAAAGAUGAUUGUGCAUGCUACUAUAACUAUGCACUAGGCGAUGUACCAGCGAACAGACAGGACGCAUAUCAGUACAAGACCAACAGCCUCCCUGCAGCGGCUUCACUCAACCAAACCUGGGACGACGUCGUCUGUUCUGCCCUCAGAAUCUCACCAGAGGAUAUUGCCAACCAGCUGUCCCUACUGGACCUGCCGUGUUUCAAAGCCAUAAGACCGGAGGAGCUUACCACAUGUGGAUGGAAUAAAAAAAAUAAGCUGACGGAUGCGCCGAACGUAGUGGCGUUCACGAAACGGUUUAAUAGAGUAAGCUUUUGGACUGUGCAAGAGAUACUAAAUGGACAAUCACCGAAAGCGAGGGCCGAAACGUUGGCCCAUUUUAUAAAGGUGGCAAAAAAGUUGUACGAUUUGAACAAUUUGCACUCCCUCUUCGCCGUCAUAUCAGCUCUACAUAGCGCGAGUAUAUACAGGUUGACGAAGACAUGGGCCUGCCUGUCGAAGAAAGAUAAGCAACAGUUCGACAAGCUAGCUGAGCUGUUCGGCGAGAAAGACAAUUGGACCGCCCUGCGAGAAUACAUGAGGUCCAUACCCCUGCCGUGUAUACCAUUUCUAGGUAUAUUCCUCACGGAUCUAGUAUACAUUGACAUGGCGCACCCGGCCAACACGUCACCGCACCGAGCGUCCAAGAUGGCCGUCGUCCUGACAGCGCUAGAACGCUACCAGCAGUCAGAGUACGACAUUUUACCACUACCACAUGUCGCCAAGUACCUGAACAGCGUGCGGUACAUAGAAGAGCUGCAGAAGUUCGUUGAAGACGACCAGUACAAGUUAUCACUGAAGCUAGAGCCACCAUCUCCGAUAGGUAGCUGUGCCGGGUCCAAGGAGUCAGUUAAGGAGGCGUCGUUUUUGGGUGCGGCCACUCCAUCUUCCCUAUCCCCAACCCACCGCCUAGGAUCGGGCUCUCUCCGCCUACAAAACUCCUACAACCAGUCGAAAUUCAUACCGACACAUCGAAAAUGCCGAUCUCUAGGCUCUAAUAUAUUCGGCAAAGGUCACUGCGAAGACAAGGACGAGAAGACUCCGGCUGGCUCUGUCAAUUUACUGGACGAUACGCUGCUCGAAUCUCCCAGCUCAGUUGCCAGUUACAGAAUGACUAAGUCCAUACCAUAUUGCGACCUAGCGCACACUGAGCCGUUAGAGUGCGAUUUCCAAAGCUACGUACGUCGGAAAACCGUAGUGAAAGAAGGCCGGAAAAUAUCUCUAUCCUCGUGGCAACGGUACUGGCUGCAGAUGUCCAGCAAUAUACUCAUAUUCUACGGAUCCAAGUCUUUUAAAGGGACGUCUCGGUCGGACUUCAGCAAGGAGCGAUGCAAGGUCCUGACUCUGCACGACGGCUGGCGCGCCGUGUGGCUGGACCGCGACGCGUCGGACGCGUUCCAGCUGAUCAACAGACAUGCCGGCACCGUCUACAAGUUCAAGACUGGAUCCGAAGGUACGGCGAAGCAGUGGGCCACUUUAAUCAACGACGUCACGAGCAAAAUGGUGAAGCCGCUACCCGCUAAUCUCAUGUCAUUCGAAUGAACCAACGAACAUAUGUGAUCAUUAACUAUGUGUUCUUCGGUAACGACUUUUGCUACAUUUACGAUUCGACUUUUAAGUCUUUUGUAGUAAAUAAUCUCUUUUUACAUGGGGCGCGUUCGUUUUAUCGGAAUUUUAAACUGAGAUAUCAGACAGAGCGGUCACGCGGUCAGUUUUGCGUUCUUUGUG
Molecule: messenger RNA, 2092 nt
Organism: Aricia agestis (brown argus)
Lineage: Eukaryota; Metazoa; Arthropoda; Insecta; Lepidoptera; Lycaenidae
Gene: RalGPS
Product: ras-specific guanine nucleotide-releasing factor RalGPS1
Exons: 12
Coding region: 176-1906 (576 amino acids)
Biological process (GO): positive regulation of GTPase activity; Ras protein signal transduction
Cellular component (GO): plasma membrane
Molecular function (GO): guanyl-nucleotide exchange factor activity
Source: RefSeq, a predicted model, not a curated record